GCCUGCUUGAGUUUCCGGUGUGAAUGAAGUCCUCCACGCAGUCCUCUGCUUUACAAUGUGAGAAAGAGCAUUAGAUGUUAAGCUGGAAUAAAGACAGGAAGAGCUUUUACGGGAUUAAAUAUUUGUGUACAACAACAAUUUGGUACAAUAUUUACAAAAAUGUCCAGUAAGAGGAAACAAAGUAAACCAAAUAAAACUGAUGCCAAGAAACUAAAAUGUCUCUCGUGGAACAUGCAGGACAUGCUAGCCCCAACUGUGGAUAUUCAGUCAACAGACACUUAUACCAGUGCAUCAGAGAUUACUUGUAAGGAAACAGAUGAUACUGCUUGCAAUCUCAAAAAAUCAUCACAUCUUUCACAGACUACUGUUAACCAAAAACUACAGAAGCACUUAGAUGAUUGUGAUUUUUAUUUGACUGUUAGGAAUACCUUUAGCUUGAAAGGUAGUGCUUGGUCAUGUCUGCUUGGUUCAUUCAAAAUUAAACUAACACAAGAGAGUCAAUGCCAGAUUGAAGAUAUACUGCCAAAAAGUGAAGAAUUCUGGCUAUAUGUUAGUGAAAUUCCAGGUUGCAGUUUUGUAUAUUUUGAGACUGAAGAUGACCAGCUAUCUCAACCAGGCCCGUCAACCUCUGUGCCCAAUUCAUCUCCGUGUGAUAAGAAUCAGAUAUUUUAUACUGUAUAUACAGGGAAUCUUACACAGGAAUUACUGAAAGGGCUACAGCUCAAAUGUUUUCUUUUGGUCUACAACAGUUUCGAUCCAGUGACCGGCGAGAUAGAAAUAUGCCUUCACUUGCUUGAGUCUGGAUUGAGUAAUCAGGCUUUUGCCAGUGAGAAGACAGUCUCUACAAGUGCUUCAUCAAGAAAGACCACAGCAAUUGAAAAAGUUAUAGAAUAUUUCUAUGGAAUUAGAACUCAAGAUUAUUUUGGACAUACAUUCCAGAAGAAACAUGAUAUUGAUGGCUUAUUUAGGACAGUUAAGAAUUAUCACCAGAAGGAGAAAAGACAAGUCAGUUUUGAUGUCCAGCAUGUUGGUCUUAAACCAGUGUUGCGGGAAUAUCAAAAAGAUGCUGUGCUGUGGAUGUUAGAGAAAGAGAGAUACAGAAGGGAAAAUGAUCCAGUUGAGACCAAAUUACAUUGCCUGUUUGAAGAACUCCAAACCAGUGAUGGGAAAUUAUUAUAUUACAACAAAUGGGGUGGCUGUGUUAUAAACUGGAGACCUAUGUCAGUAGUGUCUCCACCUGGUGGGAUAUUGGGAGACGAGAUGGGAUUAGGGAAGACAGUAGAAGUUCUGGCAUGUGUCUUGAACCAUCCAAGGACAGACCUGCCCCCUCCAAUUCCUAUGGAACCAUCCACUGGUUAUGUGAAGGAAUUACUGAAAGGGCUACAGCUCAAAUGUUUUCUUUUGGUCUACAACAGUUUCGAUCCAGUGACCAGCGAGAUAGAAAUAUGCCUUCACUUGCUUGAGUCUGGAUUGAGUAAUCAGGCUUUUGCCAGUGAGAAGACAGUCUCUACAAGUGCUUCAUCAAGAAAGACCACAGCAAUUGAAAAAGUUAUAGAAUAUUUCUAUGGAAUUAGAACUCAAGAUUAUUUUGGACAUACAUUCCAGAAGAAACAUGAUAUUGAUGGCUUAUUUAGGACAGUUAAGAAUUAUCACCAGAAGGAGAAAAGACAAGUCAGUUUUGAUGUCCAGCAUGUUGGUCUUAAACCAGUGUUGCGGGAAUAUCAAAAAGAUGCUGUGCUGUGGAUGUUGGAGAAAGAGAGAUACAGAAGGGAAAAUGAUCCAGUUGAGACCAAAUUACAUUGCCUGUUUGAAGAACUCCAAACCAGUGAUGGGAAAUUAUUAUAUUACAACAAAUGGGGUGGCUGCGUUAUAAACUGGAGACCUAUGUCAGUAGUGUCUCCACCUGGUGGGAUAUUGGGAGACGAGAUGGGAUUAGGGAAGACAGUAGAAGUUCUGGCAUGUGUCUUGAACCAUCCAAGGACAGACCUGCCCCCUCUAACUCCUAUGGAACCAUCCACUGGUUAUGUGAAGAAAAUUAAUGAAGAACAACAUCCCGAUGCUUGUAUUUCUGAAAAUACUGAACAAUCCAACUGUUCGUUACCCUCGUUGACCGCCUCUGACAGCUUAGUUCCAGAGGUUGAAUCCUCAGAGGAAAAUCAGGAACUCCAACCUGUCAAAUUCCCCAUUGUAAAUAAUAACAAAAGUGAAGGGCCACCAGUACAUUUGUCAGAGGAUAUAGUUACUGUGAUGCAGCAAAGUGCAGAAAGUAAUGACUCUGAAGGGAGUAAGCAGGAUAUUUUGAAACUCUGUGAAAGUGAUUCACAGAACAGUGCAAACCACUGUAAACGAGAUGAACAGUUGUCUGGUGAAGCUGAACUGAAAACAAGUGGUUUGUCUGACGAGAUGUGUGCCAGUAACUCCGUGGCAUCAGUACACUGUGCAAUAACUGAAGGAGAGGCUUCCAAGAUGCUGGAGAGUGAGCCUUUCACAGAUACCUCUCAGGGAAAUUUGAUUACACCAGGGCAAAGUGCAAUGCAAUUAGAAGAACAGAAAAAAAGUCACACAAGAAAGUGUGAAAUAAUUGUGAAUAAAGAGGAUGUUCAUCAAGCAGAGAGCGUGAGUUCCAUCGAAGAUCCUUUGUUGGAAGAUCUGCAUGAAGGUCAAGGUGAUGGGACUGAAAGACCUGCUGCUCACAAAAGCCAAUUUGUUGAAGAAAUGACUGAUUCAAAUUUUACUGUAGAUUCUGAUACAGUUUCUGGUGAAUCUAAGAUGAAGACAAAAAGUAAGAAAGGAAAAAGAAAAACCAGUAGGAAGAGUUGGAAGAAGAACUCAGCCAAGAAGAAAAACUUAACUCAGAGAAAGAAAACUGAGUCGAAUGGGAAAGUAGAAAAUGACAAAAAUCCUGAUGGACCUAAAAGAACAAAAAAGUCCCAAAAAUAUGAAAUUCUUGUCCCAGUUGAUGAAGCACCAGUGCCAUCUAAAGGGUUUACUGACAAGGUUGACCAGAAGGAGUUCUUUGAGUGUGUCUGUGGCACAAAAGAUGAGGACUAUGAUCCCAAGCCCAGAGUCCAGUGUGAAAGAUGUGGUCUGUGGCAGCAUGCUGAAUGCCUGGCAUAUGACCUCACUGAUCCAUACCGAGGCGUAUAUAAAUGUCCACAUUGCCAUGUGGCUUCUCCUCCAGUCCAUUCCUGUGCAACUCUCAUCAUUGCACCAAAUGCUAUAUGUCACCAGUGGGUAGAAGAGAUAAAGAAACAUGUCAAACAGGAGGCCAUGAAAGUCUUGGUAUAUAAGGGAGUGAGUAAGAAGCAGUACAUACAGCCACAGACACUGGCCAGCCAGGAUCUUGUCAUCACUACAUAUGAGACUCUUAGAUCUGAAGUCAACUAUGUGGAUUUGCCACAUAGCAAUAGUGAACUUGGGAGGCGGUUUCGACAUCCAAAACGUUUCAUGGCAGUUCCCUCCCCUAUCAUAGCAGUGGAAUGGUGGAGGAUUUGUUUAGAUGAGGCUCAAAUGGUGGAAUGUGUUACAACAAAGACAGCUGACAUGGCACUGAGGCUGUCUGCCAUUAACAGAUGGUGUGUGACAGGGACUCCUAUUCAGAGGAGCAUAAAUGAUCUUUAUGGCCUCCUACUCUUUCUUGGUGUGGAUCCCUACUGGGUACAACACUGGUGGUACAAGUGCCUCUAUGAACCAUUUUGCUUUGGAUUCCCAGAAGCAUUGAAUAAAACAGUGGCAAAUGUUCUGUGGAGGAAUGCCAAGCAUGACGUCAUUGAUCAGAUCAAUCUUCCUCCUCAAACAGAGAAGAUGCACUGGUUGACCUUUUCUCCAGUUGAAGAACACUUUUACAGGAGACAGUACUCAGACUGUUACAGUGUAGCUAUGAAAAAUCUGGGAAAGUGGUCAGACAGUGAUAUAAAAUUGAAUAGCCUGGAUAGACACACCAUGAGCCAGCUGCUAUAUCCACUGGUAAAGCUCCGCCAGGCAUGUUGUCAUCCUCAAGCUGUGAGAGGAGAGUUUGUCCCUAUUCAGAAAAGUGCAAUGACCAUGGAGGAACUGCUGGAGUCUCUUACAAAGAAGAGUAGAGUGGAGUGUGAGGAAGCACAUAGACAAGUGGUUGCAGGUUUAAAUGGCCUAGCAGCUGUGUGCAUCAUUAAGGGAGAGUAUGCCGAGGCAGCAGAGAAGUAUAGGGAAGUGUUAAGGUCUGUGGGAGAACACAAGGCCGAAUUGAGAACCGAUGAUCUGCAGCAGAUCCAUGCUCUUCACAACCUACAUGAGAUAUUAAUCCAGAACUAUCCUGGGAUUCCUCCUACACUGCAGGACGACAAGCUCAAGGAGAUGGCUGAUGAAAUGAGGCACAAGUAUCUCAUGAAGGCAGAGGCUAAUGUAAAAGCAGUCCAGGAAGCAGCCCUACCAGUCCAAAGACAGAUCAGAGAACUCACAGCAAAGUUCCGUGGUGGCCAGCACUGGUGGAUGGAUCUGAUACAGUGGGUGGUGGCAUCAGACAUGGAUGAUGUACUGAUAGAAAGAAUCAAAGAUGACUUACUGUCCAAUCCUAAUUCAGACAUGACAAGUAUUGCAUACAGGUUCCGUGACCUCCGUGGCCUGCAGUUUGUUGUUUAUCAACAGUUAGACUCGAUGCAAAAUGCCAGGGAGGAGCUGUGUACAACACUCAGACAACUCGGCUGUAAACCUUCACUGGAUGUCAUCAACACCACAGUGGAAUGCUGUCUUCGACCAGCAGGGGAGAUAAAAAAAGACUGUCCAUAUUGUAAAGCAGAUGAACUUUUUAACAAGUAUGAAUCUAGACUCUUCUCAUUUGUUGAUAAAGGAGUAUUUGCUGCAGAUGAGACUGAUGAACUGGGGCAUGUUGCUGUGGGGACGAAACGCCAUGGCACCUGGGCCGAUAGUGAAGUGGAGAAAGUCUUGAAGAACAUAUUGACUUAUGCUAGAAAUUUUGGAGGUGACUCAGAGCUGAUGGAACAUGGAAGGCUUCACUUUCAACUGCUGGAUGGAAUGAAAAAGGAAUUCAAGCAUCUACGGUCGAUUUGGCUUAUGUUGAGGGAGCAAAUAUCUGCUAUAGACGAGUUGAAUAUGGCUACAACAAGAAUACGUCUGCGACUCCCAGAUGAGCCAAAGGCUGACCCCCCUCUGCUGCAUGUUAUUGAACCUACAGAGGCCCAGGAUGCCCUGCAGGGAGGACUGAACCCAGAGCCCUGUCCAAUCUGUCAGAAAGAACUAGGCAGAGAGUGGAGUGUGUUGCACUGUGGCCAUUGCUACUGUCUGGACUGCAUGAGGAUAUUAAUAGAUGGCUACAGCUGUGGAGGCAGGCAGACACGUGUUAAAUGCGCCAUCUGUAGGCAAACUACUGCUCAUGGGGAUAUCUCAUAUGUCAGCACAAAAGCUGACAAGAACAAUGAAGAUGGAGCAGAAAAUAUCCACAUUAAGGGUAGCCAUUCAACAAAAGUGCAGGCUGUAGUGCACACCAUUAAACUUCUUCAUGCCACUGAACCUGGGGCCAAGGCUCUUGUAUUUUCAACAUGGCCAGAUGUGCUAGAUUUGAUUGGAAGGGCACUUACGGAGAAUGGUGUCCCAUUUAAGUCUUUGCAUCAGCAGAACAAGUUUCAGACCAACCUUUCCUGCUUCAAGAAUGACCCUGGUGUUGUAGCCCUCCUCCUGCCUGUGCACUCGGGGGCCAAUGGACUGAACCUGAUUGAAGCCACCCAUGUACUGAUGGUGGAACCUAUCCUUAACCCAGCACAGGAACUGCAAGCAGUGGGUAGAGUGCACAGGAUAGGGCAGACACGACCAACUGUAAUUCACCGAUUCAUAGUCCGUGGGACAAUUGAGGAGCGCAUUUAUCACAUGCAUCGGUCUACUCAAGUUGACAAUUUCCACAGCAAGGAGGACAAUAUGCUCACUAUUGGUGAUUUGACUGCACUUUUCAGACCCAAGGAGGCAAGUGAAGGCACUGGUGAUUGAGAAUUUAUUUAUUUGAUUUUUUUAAAAUAGAUAUCUUGUACCAAUUAAAUUUCUUGUAGUGUAAGAAAACCUGUUAUGGAAGUUUAUUUUUUGAAGGUUACUGAGGAGUACCUUUAAAUAUUUUAAUGUGAGACUCACAGGAUAUGCUUCCUCUUUAGGAAAGGAAUGAGUUCCUUUUGAGAAGAGUUGCCUUCUUUUUGCAAAGCAUGCAUUCACUAUUCAUUUAAGAAGUUACCUAGUUUAGCUUUAAGUAACAAAACUUUGUUAAUUAAUAUCUUUAUUUAAUUUAUAUAUUAAGAAUACACAUUAAAUGGUGAAAGGAAUGAGUUCCUUUAGAGAAGAGUUGUCUUCUUUUUGCAAAACAUUUGCAUUUGCAUUUAAAAUAUUCAUUUAAGAAGUUAACUAGUUUAGUUUUAAGUAAUAUAACUGUGUUGUUAAUUGAUUUCUUUAUUUAGUUUAUAUAUUAGGAAUACACAAUAAAUGGUCAUUGAAGGUACAACAAUGUUAGAAACAAUUACUUUUUUAACUUUCAUUUUCCUUUAGCGGUGAAAUUUGUUUUGGCUAGUUGAUACGAUUUCUUUUUAACUAGUAGACAGUCUGUAAGCUGGAAGAAGGUUCAGUGCAAAACACUGGAUUUUUUUUUUUUUUU
Messenger RNA from Lingula anatina, 6628 nucleotides. RefSeq names its product E3 ubiquitin-protein ligase SHPRH. The record is from RefSeq and is a predicted model, not a curated record. Gene Ontology annotation, molecular function: ubiquitin protein ligase activity; ATP binding. Gene Ontology annotation, cellular component: nucleus. Lineage: Eukaryota; Metazoa; Brachiopoda; Lingulata; Lingulida; Lingulidae. Gene Ontology annotation, biological process: DNA damage response; protein polyubiquitination.